Molecule: messenger RNA, 1187 nt
Organism: Fusarium odoratissimum NRRL 54006
Lineage: Eukaryota; Fungi; Ascomycota; Sordariomycetes; Hypocreales; Nectriaceae
Exons: 1
Coding region: 148-990 (280 amino acids)
Source: RefSeq, a predicted model, not a curated record
GCCUCAGCAUCCUCAGACCAUCAGUCGACUCCUCUUCUAUCUUCUUCACUUCUAUCUCCUGCCGGUCAGGUCUUUAAUUACCCUUCCGAGUUCUUUAAUUACACGGACCAACUUUCUACUUAACCCUCCACCACAACAACAUUCACAAUGGCCCCCAUCAAGAACAUCAUCUUGGCUCUUUUCGUCGCUGCCGAUUUGACAGCUGCCCACAGCGUCAUCACUAAUGCAGUUGGAGACGCCGGCGGCUCUGGCAUGGCUCUCGGUGUUGACACCUCCACUCCUCGCGAUGGUACCAGACGCCGUCCUUUCCAAACCGAUGCUACUCGCUUCCGCGGUGAUGCCGCUGACACCGUUGGCGAGACACUCGCUGGUGGUGACAACCAGAUCGAGCAGGGCACGCUCGACAUCAUGGAAGAGACUGGCAGUCAGCUUCCUCAAGUCAACCCUGGCGGCAGCCUUGAGAUGACUGUCCACCAAGUCAAUUCUGAUGGCGCUGGACCUUAUACAUGUAUGAUCAAUGCCGAUGGAACUGGUACUUCGUGGGACAACAUCCAAGUAACCACCAACGUUGAGGGCAACGAUCGCGGCCGUAACCGCGAUGGUGAGAUGGGGGAUUUUCCUCUUGUUGCCUCUAUCCCUGCUGGACAGAACUGCACGGGCUCGGUUGCUGGUGAGGAGAAUGUUUGCCUUGUUCGUUGCCAGAACCCGGCGCGGGCUGGUCCUUUCGGUGGUGUUAUUCCAGUUCAAAUGGCACAAGCUACCGGUAACAAUGGCAACAACAACAACGCUGAUACCGGUAACGCUGGUAACACUGAUAACGCUGGUAACGCUGGUAACGCUGGCGAUGCAGACAACACGGGCAGCGCGGGCAACAAUAACGGCAACGGCAACGGCAACGCUGAUGAGGAUGAUGAAGAAGAUACCCAGGACCAGAACGACACCAACACCAACAACCGUAACAAACGCCGCGCUCCUCAUUUCUCUGCAUAACCAUCUGGCGAUUGUCAAUGAAAGAGGUCUGAGAUCGAUGGAACAUGAGAAGACGUGGACAUGAGACUGAAAUGAAGGGCAGAUGAUGGCUAGGCGGCUCUGUAGUGGAGUAUAUUAAGAAGACAAUGUACAAUAUACAAAUAUGCCGACCGACUUAGUGUUUAAUUGUGUUACCAUGAAUAUCAACACUUAACGGU